Messenger RNA from Corythoichthys intestinalis (scribbled pipefish), 10009 nucleotides. RefSeq names its product zinc fingers and homeoboxes 3a (gene zhx3a). NCBI's taxonomy places the organism in Eukaryota, Metazoa, Chordata, Actinopteri, Syngnathiformes, Syngnathidae. Gene Ontology annotation, cellular component: nucleus. The record is from RefSeq and is a predicted model, not a curated record. Gene Ontology annotation, biological process: regulation of transcription by RNA polymerase II. The transcript has 3 exons. The coding region runs from base 3901 to 6579 and encodes 892 amino acids. Gene Ontology annotation, molecular function: DNA binding; DNA-binding transcription factor activity, RNA polymerase II-specific.
UUGGUACCCAUGUUGAUUUCUCUCACAAGAAAAUCCACCGAGUCUGUCGUGCAAGAAAACAAAGAAACUGCAGCGUUGUCAUAAAUUGUCGGAUGUAGAUACAAAUAGCGAGUCAAAUUUUACGUCGGACAUCGAAAAGAUCGUGUGUCGAAGCGAUCGUAUGUCGAGGUACCACUGUACAACAUAACACAACUUAUAGACAAACUUCACUGUUUGUGGUUAUUUUUAGUGACAAUUUCAGGUAUUAAAAAAAAAAAAAAACGGAACUACAGUUGGUAUACAGUUGUGCCAUAUAUGACCCAGUGGGUGAUGUCCAUAUGUAAAUGGCAGGUCCAGAUUAUAGUUAUGGCAUUUCUUUUUCUUAUGUGUGUAUACAUAUGAUUAAAUAACAUUAUAAAUAAAUAAAAUUUCAAUAUUACAAAAUUAAAAUAAUUUCUUUAAAAAAGUACUCUCUGGUUAUAUGCCCUCAUAGCACUCAGCUGAUUUUUUAUUAUUACCGUAAUUUUCGGACUAUAAGGCACACUGGACUAUAAGAUACCACCCAUCAAAUUUGACCCAAAAAUGGCAUUUGUUCAUAGAUAAGCCGCACUGGACUAUAAGAUGCAGCUGUCCUCACUGUUGUAUGGGAUAUUUACACCAAAAUAUAUUAAGUGGUAACACUUUAUUUGACAGUGGCAUCAUAAGCCUGUCAUAAGACCAAAUGAAACACCAUGAAGCUUUGCAGCCAAAUGGUUCAAAGCUUCAUUGUUUCAAGAAGCUUCAUUUUGCCAUCACUGCUCCCUUGAGGGAGUCAGUCAACCUCUGCUGCCACCUGUCAACACUGUUGUUGUCCAACAUGCCUCCUAGCAUGCAUUGCAGCAUGUAAAUAAUCAAAAUUCAUGUUCUGUGCUAAUUAUUUCUUCAGUUACUGUUCCAAUUGUUUCAUUAAUUGCUAGUUAUGGUAUUUGGCAACACUUUGACAGUGACACCAAAAGAAUGUCGUAAGACCAUCAUGAUUAUGAAAUGACACUGCCAUGAGCAUGAACGAAUGCUUAUGACAGAUGGCAUUGUGUGUCAUCUGGCAAAUUAUCUCAAAUUUGAAUGGAUGUAAAAGAUCGGAGCUGGACAUCAAUGGAUUUCGUGACAUAAUUUGCCAGAUGACCUUAAAAGACAUGUCAUAAGCAUUCAUUAAUGCCCAUCACAGUGUCAUGUCAUAAUUAUGACGGUCUUAUGGCAGUCUUAUGACGCCGUUGUCAAUAACCCAAAUAAAUCAACAAAUAAGACGCACUGGACUAUAAGCCGCAGGAUUCAAAAUGAGGGGGGAAAGUAGCGGCUUAUAGUCCAAAAAUUACGGUAUUUAAUUUCAUAAUAUUUAACUCACUGCCUAAUAUGACAACAAUAGAUGUCCAAUUCAUUCAGACUGAGCGAGGACUGUCUGUGAAUGCUCAUCUUUCAGUGCAAUUGACUGCACUUAACCACUCUCAGUCAUCAAAUUGGAUUGGACGUCUAACUCUGUCUGCGGCAGCUGGUCAGUGCCCUAUGAAGGGUUAAACAAUUUAAUGUUAUUGUAAUAAUUUUUUUCAAUAUUUAUUAUAUAGUUUCAACUGGCUCCCACUAUCCGCUAUGUUAUAAUUAUGUACAGCAAGGGUGUCCAAACUUUUUGCAAAGGGGGCCAGAUUUGGUGUGGUAAAAAUGUGCAUGGCGACCAUGGCCUUUACGUAGAACAAUAUACUGAAUUUAAGCAAAUUUUAGCAAGCCAUUCUGUGUGUCUCAUUUGCUUUAUUAUUAUUAUUAUUAUUUUUUAAAUUAAUUUAGGGCUGUCAAAAUUAUUGCGUUAACGGAUGGUAAUUAAUUGCUUUAAUUAACCACGUUAAAAUAUUUGAAGCAAUUAACGCACAUGGCAAAUGACAGCACAGUGUCAUGUCCACUUGUUACCUGUGUUUUUUGGUGUUUUGUCGCCCUCUGCUGGCACUUGGGUGCGACUGAUUUUAUGGGUUUCAGCACCAUAAGCAUUGUGUAAUUAUUGACAUCAACAACGGCGAGCUACUAGUUAUAUUUUGAUUGAAAAUUUUACAAAUUUUCUUAAAACGAAAACAUUAAGAGGGGUUUUAUUAUAAAAUGUCUAUAACUUGUACUAACAUUUAUCUUUUAAGAACUACAAGUCUUUCUAUCCAUGGAUCGCUUUAACAGAAUGUUAAUGCCAUCUUGUUGAUUUAUUGUUAUAAUAAACAAAUACAGUACUUAUGUACAGUAUGUUGAAUGUAUAUAUUCGUCUUGUGUCUUAUCUUUGCAUUCCAACAAUAAUUUACAGAAAAAUAUGGCAUAUUUUAUAGAUGGUUUGAAUUGCGAUUAAUUACGAUUAAUUAUUUUUUUAGCUGUGAUUAACUCGAUUAAAAAUUUUAAUCGUUUGACAGCCCUAAAUUAAUUAUUUCAACAAUCUCGCAACUAGCCUUUGUGGCGUUCUCUUUUGACUCUCGGGCUCUUGCGAAAUACUGCUGCUGUAAAAUUAAACUAGCUUCAAGUUGUUUCAAUUUCUCGCUACAUAUCUUCCCUGUAAUCUUGUCGUACAUGUCAGCGUGUCUUGUUUGUUAACAUCGCCUCACAUUGAACUCUUUAAAAACAACGACUGUCUCUUUGCAAAUGACGCAGACACAGUUGUUGCAUAUUUUAGAGAAGAAAUACAGUAGUCCAAUUUCCACCUAUCCUUGAAGCGUCGGCCGUCACAGUCAACUUUCUUUUUUUUUUUGUUGAUUGUCGCCAUUUUAGAAAUGGGGAAUAAAGGGUAAUGCGGGGUAAUGUUGCUUAGAGUGCUGCUGCCUUUUAGUGGGUAAAUGAGGAGCAGCAUUUAGUGUGUAAGCUACUUCAUAUGCUGGUAGCAGUACUGCUGACCAAUUAAUUUAUUAAGUUUGUGUGCGGGCCAGACGUUAUUGAUAUAUGACAGAGGCUGGGGGCCGGAUGAAAUUUGACCACGGGCCGCAUUUGGCCCACGGGCCGGACUUUGGUCUGAUGUACAGUGUUGCAUUCGAAAGCCCAAGUAGUUUAGAAGCUAUUUUUAUUUGACUGAUGUGUGAACUACACAAAAAUUCCUAUACUGAUUAGGGAGUGGGGAAUGACGAAUAAUUCCGAAAACAGGAAUCAUUCAUCAGUCCCUUAUCACUAUAUUGGGACAUUUAUAGAGUGCACUUUUUAGUAAACUAUACUGUAUAGUGGUUUGGGAUUAUGGACAGAGUGAACUAUUCCAAAACUAGCCGUGUCUCCCUCUGCCUUCAGGGAAGGAAUCUCUGCAGUAACUGUUGCCUCUAUGGACUGCAGUGGAGCGCCACGAAACGAGAUGCUAAAUGAAUCGUGGCAGCAAAACAGGCGUGAUUCACUGGCAAAUUUUGGGAAUGGGCUUUAAUUAUUUCACCAUGUGAGGCCGUUACAUAUAAUGUAGGUCAAGGAAAGGACUGAGGUUUUCCACAGGGCCGUCCCAGAACUCGUAUGGUCGUCCGCUCUCCUGUGGAUAUGCUUCAUACUUAGUUCGUGGGCGUGUGCGCGCUUGACCAGCAAGACGUGGUAGACGAGCUUUGGCUGUUGUCGUUCUGGCAGCUUGGCCUGGUGAGUUCUGUGUGCGUGGAGGUUUUCACUCCAGCCGGAUGUACGAUGAGAACGGGCUCCCGUGUUUCGGAACUGCUCUAAUGAGGCCAGUCAGUCAGCCUUUCAUUCAGUCAGAAAUAGGACUGCGGUCGGCUCGGCUUUUGUCCCUCAAUCUGCAAUUGACUGUUCCUUGGGAGCUUUUAAAGUUGGACAAGCGUCCCACAGCAGCAGAAGGCAUGAAGCAACACUGUGGCUGAUCCAUGACACUAAACUCCACUCGCCCUCUGCUCUCAUCAAACCGGACAAUCAAUCACUUUCACUUUCCCAUCCCCACGAAGCUACACAAUGGCCAGCAAGAGGAAAUCCACCGUGCCCUGCAUGAUACCAUCCAAAUCCAAACAUGUGCGCGAGGAAAUUAUCCUGGGCUCGCUGCCAGAACUCCUACCGACAAUCCCGGAAGACGGCAUACUCAGCAUCUCUGGAGAAGAGUCUGGCCAUGUCUCUCAUAGCUCAUCCAAAUCUGAAUGUGGCAGCGAGGUACAGAAAGGAGGUACAUACAGUUGUCCGCCGUGCUCUUUUGAGUCCAGAGAUUUAAACUACUUUUUAGAUCACAUGCACAACUGCCACUUAGACUUCAGGGCCCAGCCCACUUUCUACUGCCUGAACUGUGGGAUCUCCGUUGUUCGCUUUGAGGCUCUGGCCCUGCAUAAUGCCAAGACUCAUCCUAAGAUCAUGGAGGGCUUAAUGACCGCCUCUCUGAGUGUCAACAACAGAGAUGGAAUCACAACAGUGGAGCAAAGCCUCUUCACGGACAAUGGAGACCACUACCGAGAAUCUGGAAUCUCCCUUAGCAAAACCCCCAUUGCAAAGAUGAUCAGAGCCAAGGGAGAGCACAAAAAGAUUGUAGUAUCGCAUACCGUGGAAGUAUUGAAGAAAGCUAGUGGGAAAGAUGUCGACCCCAGCAUGCUGACAAAUGUGCCUGAACUCCAAAACGGGGCUCUCAGUGUUUCUGGCGCCCAAGCUAUGCCGAGGACAGCUGUAAGUCACGUGAUCGCGACAACAGUGUCCAACCAAGUCUUUCACCAGCACACUCCCUCCCUGUACUCCCCCCCUUCCUCCGAUUCCAAUAAAGACCUUCCAAAGGUAAUGAUCCCUCUUAGCAGCAUCCCCACCUACGAUGCCGCUAUGGACACCAGCAGCUUUCUUAAGACAUCCUUUGGCAAGUUCCCCUACCCGACCAAAGCGGAGCUCUGCUACCUGACAGUGGUGUCAGAGUUCCCCGAAGAGCAGAUCAAACUGUGGUUUACUGCCCAAAGACUCAAGCAGGGCAUAAGCUGGUCUCCGGAGGAAAUCGAAGAGGCCAGGAGGAAGAUGUUCAACACAGUGUUCCAGGGCGGCGCGCCCCAAAAGCAACCCGCGACGCAGCGUCAUGUCAAUCACAUUGUUACUCACCACACCGUAACAGCCCCUUCAGGUUCAAAAGGACCAAACUUUCCCAUGGCUGAAGUCCCCUACGGCGGUGGAAGAACCAGACCUGUGGGAGUAAUGGCCAAGCAGGCCAGCAUGUCGUCUAAUCCCCACGUGACGAGGGUCUCGUAUUCGACUCCGCUGCUUUCUCAGAAGGUUCCGUCUUUAGUCAGAACAACACAGACGCUGACCAAGAACAUUCAACCAGCUGCAGAGCCAGAGAAGAGCAGCAACGGCCUCGGCGCGGACGCGGCAGCUGGAUGCAGCCGCAGCAGCAGUAGCAGCAGUACCUGCAGCAGUAGCAGCAGCAUCACCAGUGUCACCGGAUAUUCCAGCAGCAGUAUCAGUGGUGAGGCCGUCGCCCGCAAAACCGUGAACAACAGCAGCCCGACUAACGGCAUCCACAACUUCGCUGCCUGCGCCACAAAUAUUAGCAAUAACGAUUUGCACUACGUCAAUCCCCCCAAUGAAAAGAUGCGCAACAGUUUACUGACAGGAUCGGAAGGUUUAAACAGUCACGGCGCCCUAGAAAACACCAGCAACAUCAAUCAUAACAAUCAUAACAGCGUCGUAAUCAGUCCUCAAGAGCACGCCGACACCUUGAGGAAGGACAAGCAACGCAGCAUUCAGAGCACCAACAGCAGUAUUACCGAUGAACACGCUGCCUCGAAAGACAAUGUUCCCCACCUGAACCACGCCAGCACUUCCCCCACUGAAAGCACCACCAGCACCACCGUCAUUACAAAAAGUAGUUCAUCUGUGAUGGAUGAGGGCAAACGCAACAAGGAGUUGAGCAUAAAAGGCAUGUCAAUCUUGCAGCAACUCAUCAAGGAGGACGACCUUUUUACUGGAGACAGAAGUUCAGAACAGAAAAUGGAACCCAUCAAGAUCAACUUCAAAAGGCUGAAAAUGAACGAAAGCGAGAGCAUAUCAGAGAUGGCGCGUCAAGAACACAAAGCGGAGAUAGGCGAAGGAUCCUUCUCACUUCCCUGGGCCGCCAACAAGAACGCCCGGCAGCUGCGCAUCCUUCGCCAGGCGUUCUCCAGCGCACGCUGGCCCAACAGUCAGCAAUACGAAGAGUUAAGCAGACAGACUGGCCUCCCCAAGUCUGAGGUGGUACGCUGGUUCAGCGACAGCCGCCAUAGCCACAAGAAUGGACAACUCAAGUGGCUGGAGACCUACCUGCGACCAGCUCUGGAUGCAGAGGAAGCGGGCGGUAGAUUAGACGCCGAAGCCAAAUCGCAGCAGGACCAGUCGGUUGCCGCAGUGAAACAUUCGGAGCAAGACGUGAACAAAGCCCUGGAAGAAGAAGGAAAAAGAAACACUGACCAACCGCUUCAAUGGCAGGAUUUAACCUCACCACUGCGAGGUCUGGUGGCGACUGAGGGAAGUGGCGAGCUCAUCAAUGCUGAGACCUCCACGAAGCCGGGAGUCUUGAAGGACGCCUGGCCGGAAAGAGACCAUCAGCAGCUAACUGCUAGCCAGCCACUUAUUGAACAACCCAACGAUGCCAAUCAGACCAGGGAUCGCCUGAGGAUGGAGCUGCUGGAGGUGUGAUGAAGUCGCGUACGAGGUCGGUUCGCUCCCUGGCCCGGCUCAGAAAAAAAAAAAAAAGAGUGUUUGUCAUGACAGCAAAUGUGAUUGUAGCUGGACCGUAAGACUCUGACUGUAACUGUGAAUACCCCCCCACCCCGUCCUCUUCUUCCUCCUCCAUCUGCCAUCACUUCCUCCCAUGUCAGAAGAAAGAACUUCUCACCUUCUUGAGUCCUGUGAUGUUUCAGCCUUUCAUGCUUCUUUGUGGUCGUGUGGGGAGGGUGCACAAUGAGGUCAGUUUGAGGGAUCAAAGAAACGAAAGAGAAGACGCACACUGACUGGAAAACUGACUUGAAUGAACAACAACAACAACAAAAAUCAGAUGGGAUGAGGCCGAGAGGUAAUGUUUCGGGGUCAGCGUGAGAAAUCUAUAUACAGUAUAUGAAUGAAACUGCACUAUGAAACGAGGGUUGUACUGACUGAAUGGACAAAAGACGUGUCAAAGAAAUGUUAUUGUUGGCUUUGUGAUAUUUUUUACUUUUUUAGCAACCAGUACUUCAGCACUGCCUUGAAUUCUACUUGUUUUUGCUUUUCUUCCCCCGAUUCUAUUUACUUUUCUAUAGUCACUGUAAGUCCAGAUGCAAUCAAACAUGUUUUAUUUAGACCUGUAUCAAUGUUGGUGAUCACUUUGUGGUUCGGCUACACGCAAGAGACUAUAUUCAAUGCACUAAUGAAGACAGCAAUGCUCAAAAUCCCACUGCCCCACUGCAAAGGUAUUGACAGCUUUGCCCAGAUCAAUAACCUACAAUGCCCUGCAAGCUGAACAGAGACAAGCCUGUCACGCUAACGUUGCCUUACUCAGCUCUGUCCAUGUGUUGGUAUGACCUGUUUGUCCAUCAGCUCGCUUUCCAGCUAUUGCGCUUUCUGUGAAGUUCAAGAAGAAAUCAAAAAAGAAAGAAAAAUACAGGUUUAAAAAAAAAUUAAAAAGCUAAAGAAAAAAAAUACGCCAGUGCAUCAAGGAUCGAUGUUGGUCUGUAUCUGUGAAAAAUCGUGUGCUGCUUUCUGUACACUUUGGAGAUGUUUUCAUAUGAGCUGUAACUGUAAUAUUGUAUCAAAUCUUGUGACUGGCCAAUUGUUGUUGAAAGCUAAAUUACCAAUCAGACCCUUUUGACCAAGGGCGUAGGUUUGGUCUUAAUAUUAGUAGGGACUAUAACCUGCAUGUACACUUUUUGCUGGGGAUGGACAUUAAUAAGACCAAACAUAUUUGGUGAAUGGGGGACAGGGCUACAUUUCUCACCAAUAUGAAGCUAAUUAAUUAAUAGGCUAAAUGAUUAAUGUAAAAUAAAUCUGCUGACCUAUACUAACUUUCACACUGCAAAUUUAUAACGUCUUAAUCUGAUAUAUAUUUUUUUUCAAUCAAGUCAAAUAAUUUUCUCCAUUUUUUUUAGAGUGUUAAAGGAUAGUUAACAGAUUAAUGCAUCAGAUUCUUCCACUUACUUUAAGUAAAUAUAACUAUUUGGUCGUAUUGAGCCACACAUCUAAAAGUUGGUCAUCUUUCACCUAAAUCAAGAAAGAAAAAAAAACAUUCAAAUAAUGUUUUGAACAAUAUUCUUGAAUUAAGAACACUUCUGACAAACAAGUUUUUUUUUUAAGAUUAAAUAUACAAACCUUUUCGCUUGAAAUAAGUCAGUUAAGCUUAUUUUCAGCCUGCUGUUUUUCUUAUUUCAAGAAAUCUCAGUAAAAUCGACAUGAAGCAUUGUAGCAGUAGCAAAAUUAGUGGAGUGUUCCCCACCUCCACAACAUUGACGUCUUUUUACAUUACUUACAGUGGCUGUUGCUGGCGGAAAAAAACAUUUUGAGUGUUAAAGGCUAGUUAACAGAUUAAUGCAUCACAUUCUUUCACUUCAAGUAAAUUUUACUAUUUGCUCGUAUUGAGCCCAUACAACUAAAAGUUGGUCAUCUUUCACCUAAAUCAAGAAAAAAAAAAUCAUUCAAAUAAUGUUUUCAACAAUAUUCUUGAAUUAAGAACAUUUCUGACAAACAAGUUUUUCUUCUAAGAUUAAAUAUAUGAACCUUUUUGCUUAAAAAGGUCUGUUAAGCUUAUUUUCAGCUUGCUGUUUUUCUUAUUUCAAGAAAUCUCUGAGUAAAUUCGACUUGAAGCACUGUAGCAGUAGCAAAAUUAGUGGAGUGUUCCCCACCUCCAUAACAUUGAUGUCUUUUUACAUUACGUACAGUGGCUGCUGCUAGCGGGAAAAAAAACUUUUUGAGUGUUAAAGGCUAGUUAACAGAUUAAUGCAUCAGAUUCUUCCACUUACUUUAAGUAAAUAACUAUUUGUUCGUAUUGAGUCCAUUCAUCUAACAGUUAGUCAUCUUUCACCUAAAUCAAGAAAAAAAAUCAUUCAAAUAAUGUUUUGAACUAUAUUCUUGAAUUAAGAACAUUUCUGACCAACAAGUUUUCUUUUAAGAUUAAAUAUACAAACCUUUUUGCUAAAAAUAAGUCUGUUAAGAUAGUUUCAGUUUCUUAUUUCAAGAAAUCUCAGUGAGUAAAAUCUUCUUGAAGCACUGCAGCAGUAGCAAAAUUAGUGGAGUGUUCCCCACCUCCAGAACAUUGACGUCUUUUUACAUUACUUACAGUGGCUGCUGCUGGCGGAAAAAAAACUUUUUGAGUGUUAAAGCCUAGUUAGCAGAUUAAUGCGUCAGAUUCUUCCACGUACUUCAAGUAAAUAGUACUAUUUGUUUGUAUUGAGCCCAUACAGCUAAAAGUUGGUCAUCUUUCACCUAAAUCAGGGGUCUCCAAACCGGUCCUCGAGGGCCGCUGUGGGUCCUGGUUUUUGUUCAUACCGAUCAAGCACAGACCUUUUAACCAAUGUGGUUUCUACUAAAGCAAGCAGCACCUGACUGCAAUCAACGGAUUACACUUAUAAAACACCAGAUUGGUGAAAAGUUGUGGUCUUGUUUUGUUGGAGUGCAAACCUGCACCCACUGCGGCCCUAUGUGGAAUAGUUUGGAGACCACUGACCUAAAUCAAGAAAAAAAAAAAAUCAUUCAUAUAAUGUUUUCAACAAUAUUCUUGAAUUAAGAACAUUUCUGACAAAAAAGUUAUUCUUUUAAGAUUAAAUAUACAAACAUUUUUGCUUAAAAUAAGACUGUUAAGUUUCAGCUUGCUGUUUUUCUUAUUUCGAGAAAUCUGAGUAAAUUCGACUUGAAGCACUGUAGCAGUAGCAAAAUUAGUGGAGUGUUCCCCACCUCCACAACAUUGACGUCUUUUUACAUUAUUUACAGUGGCUGCUGCUCACGGGAAAAAAACUAGCCUUUAACACUCAAAAAGUUAACAGAUUAAUGCGUCAGAUUCUUCUAUUACUUCAAGUAAAUAUUACUAUUUGUUCGUAUUGAGCCCAUACAGCUAAAAGUUGGUCAUCUUUCACCUAAAUAAAAAAAAAAAAAAAAAAAAAAA